Molecule: messenger RNA, 1323 nt
Organism: Colletotrichum karsti
Lineage: Eukaryota; Fungi; Ascomycota; Sordariomycetes; Glomerellales; Glomerellaceae
Exons: 2
Coding region: 1-1323 (440 amino acids)
Molecular function (GO): hydrolase activity, hydrolyzing N-glycosyl compounds
Source: RefSeq, a predicted model, not a curated record
AUGAGCAAUGAACCAGACGACCAAAUGAGUCUGGUUCGUUUCCUAACUUACGCCAACGAAUUCGACAUCCGAGGUAUUGCGGCUACCACCUCCACUUGGCUUCGCAAUCGCACCGACCCCGAGACGAUCCGCGAGGUUAUUAGCGAUGGAUACGGCAACGUCGUGGACAACCUGAGUGCCAAUGCUCCGUCGUAUGCGCCGUACCCCUCGACCGAGGAUAUUCUGAGCAAGAUAACAUCUGCUCAUCCGGUUUACGGGCUGGAGGCGCUCAAGGCCAACAACCUGAGUGAUGCCGCUACCGCACUCAUCACAGCAACCGACGAGUCUGAAAGCCCUCUCUGGGUUUCCGUUUGGGGCGGCGCUGCCGUCUUGGCCGAGGCUCUUCAGCAUGUUUCAGAGUCUCGUGACGUUGAUGCUGUCCACACUUUUGUUGGCAAACUUCGAGUCUAUUCUAUUUCGGACCAGGACGAUGCAGGAUCUUGGAUUCGGUUCCAUUACCCGGAGCUGUCAUACAUCGUCUCGCUGCACGGCUGGAACGAGUACACCCAGCCGACUUGGAUCGGAAUCUCUGGCGAGGAGUACAGACACUUCGAUGAAGGCGGCCCAGACUCCAACAUUGUUUCCAACGACUGGUUGGAGCAACACAUCCGCAUUGGUCCUCUUGGGGCUCACUACCUCAACUGGUCUUUCAUCAUGGAGGGCGAUACUCCCGCGUUCCUGACUCUUGUCCAGAACGGCCUCGGAGAUAUCGACAACCCGCAAUGGGGCAGCUGGGGCGGACGCUAUGUGCCUGUCGAUGCACCCACUGCUGCUUUCCGCAAGGUUUACUCUGACACUGCGGAUUACGUUGAGGGUGCCAAUGGCAAGGCUUUCCUCAGCAGGUUCGCGACCAUUUGGCGAUGGAGAGAAGCCUACCAGUUCGACUUCGCCGCGCGUAUGCAGUGGACCAUCAACAGCAACUUCGACGAGAACAACCACGAGCCGAUUGCCGUUGUCAACGGGUCUUGCGGGCCGGCGGCUUGGGAGAUAUCCUACAAGCUUGGUGACGAGAUUGUGUUUGACGCCUCUGAAAGCUGGGAUCCGGACGACGACGACCUCAGCUUCGAUUGGUACCACUACCGUGAGGCAGGUGGCCGCGGUUUGGAGGGCUUCGAAAUCCCGCUCAUCAGCAAAGAUCUCAACAUCACAAGCUUGAACGAUGCUGGAAGUGCAGUUAAAGUGGUCCCUCAACGCAACACGACAAUGCAUCUGAUUCUGUCGGUUCACGACAACGGCGAUCUGCCCUUGGUUACUUACAGAAGACUCAUUCUCCAGCCAGUUUGA